AUGAAAGAUUUGAAAAAUUUACUUGAAGAUCACAAAGCUGAAAUUAUAACUUUGAAUGCCGAUAUUGAUUCCUACAAAAGUAUGAUCCAGGAACUACAAGAUAAGCUUACUAAUCCAGUUGUCGUGAUUGGUGAUAACGAUAUCGACAGGCUGAUUGCAAGUGAACAAUUAUUUAUUGCCAAUAAUGAAAAUAUAAAGAAUGUCAUUCUCUCACUAAAAACUGCUUUAGAAAAGAAAAACGAAGAAUUAUGUACGUUAAAGAAUACGUCGAAUACAGAUUCUAGCGAAACAUUAACCACUAUUCAGGAACUACAAGAACAAUUAGCUGCGAAUGCUCAGGUUAUUCAUACCCUAACACUAGAAAAAAGUCAGCUGAAGUCUACAGAACAACAAUUGUCAGAAAAGCUAUUAGAUCUUGAAAAUGUAAAGUUUAAUGUUGAUAAAAUUAAUAACGACAGCACCAUUCAGAUACAACUCUUGAAGGAAGAAAAUAACAACUUAAGGGCAGAUAUAAUUACUUUAAAAGGAAAGUACGAAAGUGAAAUUACACAUAUGACCGAAAAAAUAAGAAAUUUGGAAAGCGACAUAUGUUCAAAACAUGAUGUUAUUCUUACUUAUGAUGAUAAAGUAAGUCUACUAGAGGUAAUAAAUAAGCAUGAAAUAGAAAUAAUGCAACUUAAAGAAACGUUGAAUGAUUGUAACAAAAUAGUAGAUAGCUUUACAGAAGACCUUAUUGAGUAUAAUAAUUCAAAUAUACACAAGGAAAUUGGCGAAAAUCUUGAACCAAACUCUGACUUACGAAAUAAAAUAAGAAACUUUAUUGAUAUUGUGAAACAAAUACAAAAAACACUAUUACAAAGUAUUGAUUGUAAAAACGUUGAAAUAGAUGAAAUCAAGCAAGAUCUAAUUGGAAAAGGGAUAGAAUUAGAAGAAAAAUCUUCAUUACUCGAGAACAACUACCAAGUACUUCACAUUAUUGAGAAUAAAAUUAGAAAUGUGUUAUCAAAAUUGAAUAUUGAAAGUCAACGAUUUGAAGGAAAAGACCAAAUGGAACAUAUAUUGCUGAUGGUUGAAAGUCUAGUGGACUACCAUAAGACAAUAACAUCAGAAAAUGAGGAUAAAAGUACACAUAUAGAAACAAUUAUAUCCGAGGCUAAAGCAGAAAUCAGUGCAUUAACCCAAGAAAACAUUAAAUUAAAUAAUGACAUAUUACAGUUUGAAGUUGAUAAGGCGGGUCUGUAUAAGGAAAUCAACACUGCAAAAGAUGACAAAGUGCAAAUAAUCCAAGACCUAAAGACCAGUAACAGGAUAUUAGGUGAGUUGCAGGAUGAUCUUAAGUCAAAAACAAGUGAAAUCGAAAUUUUAGAGAAGAAAGCCUUACAAUGGAAGGAACAGUUUUUGAAUUCUGAUACAAAAGUCAAACUUCAGUUAAACGAAUUAGAAAGUGAUAACAACAAGCUCAGAGAACAAUUAGAAAGAUAUAGCGCUCACAGCCUGACAGUUUCCAGUGACAAUUAUAACCAAUACGACAUUAAUUCGAAAGGAAAUUCCGAAGAAAUUCCAGAGUUACAGUCGCCCCCAAGUCUUCUUACUAUUUGCUGUAAUAGAAUAUGUGAAGCGAUACAGCCUGUAGAAAGCGAUGAUUUAAAUUCAGUUCCUUCUGACGCAGGCGUGCAGUGUAAUUGCAGAUGCACGGAACUAUCAUCUGAAAUCGACAUUUUACUUGGGAACAAAAAUUAUUUAGAAAACGUUGUUGAAAAAGUGCAGAACGAUAACAUGAACCUAUUAAAAGAACAAGAAGAUGCUCGAAGAGAAAUUCAAUUACUUGUCGAUUCAAUGUUCGAACUGCAAAAGAAAAUCGUUAAUCACAGAACAAACUUAUCGACGUUAACGGCCACUACCUACGCCGAGAACAAAUCUUUAACUUCACAGCUCAAAUUUCUCCAACAUUAUCAUAGCCUUUUUUACAGGUCUUGCGAGAAAGAUAUACCUGAGUUUAAAAAACAAUUACAAGAUCUUUUAACCAUCCUUAAAACUGAAUAUUCGAAUAAGCACAACGAUAGCUUUAGAAGAUACUCGCUACCCAGUGCUCUAGAUAAUAGUGUUUUACAAUCGCUUAAAUACGAAUCUCUACUUGAUGGGGACCUGUUAAUGUUAGACACUAACAUUACUCUAACUACUUGUGAUAAUACCGUGGUUGGCAAUGAUCAAACUUUGGAUUUAACCCAAAUAUCUAAAGAAGUUAGCUGUCAAACGACCAGUACUAGUGAUGUCUUCGAAACCGAUUCUGCUUUAUUUGAAAUGAAAACUGCAUCUAAAAUAUUACAAAACAUUGAAUCCAUUAAAAUGGAAAAUGACAAAUUAAAAGAGGUAGUAGAAGAAUAUGAACUUAUGAAGGUUAAUAAAUCGAAGUUAGUGGAUUCAGCUAAUAGUCCCUUGAAAACACCACUAGCUAACAUUCAAGGUGAUAAAACUUGUGACAACUGUAAACGGCUCCAGGAAAUAUUAGAUGCCAGGAACAACAUUAUACAUGAAAACGAAUUGCUUAAACAAAAAUUGUCUGAAACGAUUACUAUAAAAACGGAUUUAGAGUCCCAGUAUAAUAAUUUAGUUUUAGAAAUACCGUCAAUCGACGCCUUAGUAGACAAAUUAAAGAAUACAGAAAAGGAGACCGUUAUUAAAUCGUCCGAAAUAUUAAAACUUACGAAAUCACUAGAUGAGAAAAAUUUAGAGCUGAAAAAUUUACAAGAGGAAAAUAACACUCUUUCUAACCAAUUAAUGGAAAACAUAGAUGAAGCAGAUAGUCUGAAAAAUGAAGUAGAGUUAUUAAAGAAACGUAAUACAGAAAUAACACAAAAAUAUUCCGAGUUACACAAAAGUACAGAUUUACCUGAAAAAGAAAAUAGUAACGACAGUGAAAACUACAUAAAGGAAUGUUCAGAAUGUUUAAUGAAAGAUUCCAUUAUUACUUCUUUGAAAAGCAAGCUUAUAUCUGAACCAAAUCAGAUAUUGAGUAGGAGUUACAGCGAAUCGGAAAGCUCAUCUCGUUACAACAAAAUUUGUACUCUACAAAAUGAAAUUCACGCCGGUAAAGAGGACUGUAAUGAGCUGAAAAACGAAGUCAUCAAUAUCAAAAACCAUCUAGACAGGAGUAAUGUUGACCAAGCUAUGGACUUAGAUGUCAGUAUGGGGGACUCGUUUAAAAUGUCCUUCAAUAAAGAAUGCGAAGAUGUUGAGGAGUCUGUGAACAAAUCGAUUAUCCACGGCAUUCCAGAAGAACGUCCGUCGGACAUAUAUACUUUGGACAAAAUAGAUUGUGUUAAUUACUGUAUAGAUAAAACCGGUUUGAACAAAGAAAAAUUCACUUGUGAUAUGAAAAUUAUUGAUGUCAUGCAAAUGUUACACACUAACUUCAUUACAAAACAUAGUAAUGAAGUGGAAAACUUAGUGAAUCAAUUAAAAGAUCUGCAGGAGUCUAGAAACUCGCUACAGUUUAGAGUGAAUAAUCUUAUAGAUAGCCAAGAAAAACUAAGCAAAGAAGUAGAAGAAAAAAAUACAUAUCUUCAAACCAUGGCUAUAGUGGUAUCUAACAUCAAAAAUAAUCUAUUAGCUCUAAACACUGUAUCUGAUGACUGUGAUGAACUGGUUUUCAUUGAAUAUUAUAAAGACAAUUUCUGUAAAAUUGUCGAUAAAGAAUUAGGUUUAGAAAGUCUUAAAGUAUUUGAGAAUAUUGUCAAUAUAAUAGAAGAAAAACAUAAGUCAGAAAUUAUAAGACUAUCACAAAAUGAUAAACUGCAACAAAGUCAAAUACAACAUGUUACUGAGGAGUUACAAUCUCUUAGUAAGCAAUUGGAGGCUCUUAAGUCUGAAAUUAAAAAUAAGGAAAAUGAUUACAACCUUCUGCGUUUACAAAAACAGCGAAUACACGAAAUCAGUAACGCGGUGACACUAGACAUAAUUAAAAAGGAAAAAGGUCUUCGUGAAACCAUCUCCAAAGUAUACGAAAAGUUAGCGCAGCAGAAUCUUAUUGAUACGCAAGUUGUAAAUGCCUCGGCACCUGUCAAUGAUGUCAUAUCGGAUUUAUUAAACAGCUUGUUACAAAAGCAAACCAAUUCCAAUGUUCAAAAAGAAAAUAGUAACCUAUUAUUGGAAUUAACCGAUAUAAAACUUCUGUUAGAAGAGAGAAAUAAGCAAAUAUGCGAGUUAAAAGAUAAACUAAGUGACGUAAACAGAAAGCACCGCGAGGAAGUAGAUAAGAAAGAAAAAGAAUUGCAAGAGCAAGUAGCACUGCACAACAUACUAAGGAGUACUUACGACAAAAAGGUUGAGGAAAAUGAGGCUAACAUAAACGUCAUAGCUAAACUUACUGAUGAGAUAAAUAUACUUAAAGGCACGAUUAUUGGAAAGGAAUUGGCAAUACUAGCUCUAGAAGAUAAAUUACACAAUCAAAAGCAGCAGAGCCCUUCAAAGAACACACAACUGUUGGAGGCAUUACAGCAGUAUAAGGAGGAAAUAGAGAAAUUAAAGUCAGCAAACGACAUUAUUCAAAAAGAAAAGGAAUUAGCAUGUGAACAGUUACAACAGGCCAAUGAUUUAAUACAACAAAACAAGGUUGAAAUUGAAAGAAUCACUUCAGACGUGUUGAUCUUGAAAGAGACAGUCGAUCACAGCUCGAACGACAUGGAGGACUUGAGGCUUGAGGCGAGACGAUUAUUGGAGCAGAAUACUCAGCUGAAAGAACAAAUGAAAGAGAAGACAAAAGAGUUGUCACGAUUGGAGACAAACAUCAAGACCUAUCAAAAGUCAGCGGAAAUAAGUUGCAAGAUGAUUACAAGACUGAAAAAGGAGAAGGCAGAUGUUGAGAAAUCGAAUAGCGAACUAGUUGAAAAAGUGGCAGAGUUAACGCGAGUGGUAGAAGAACUAAACGCAGAGGACAAAUUAUAUCUCGACGAGGUUAAUACAUUGAAGACAGAAAAACAGAGCUUAGAGGAACGCAUAGCCGAACUGGAGACAGAUCUAAAUAAACAACGUUUGUCGCUGGACAUCAAUGCUGGUUUGAGGAGUCGAAGACAGAGUCUUUAUGACUCGCUGAGAACAUUCUCGGAAAGUGAAGAAGAUCCAAAGAAGAUCGAAGCGGAGUUCAAGGCCCGAAGAUGCGACGACAAUUUUAUGGAUGUGGACGACAAUUCCAAUAGAAGCACUCCUAUUAAGCUUCCCAAAGGUCGUGACAGCUUAGCUUCGAGACAAGAUCAGAGUGAAGAAGAAGGAUCACGUGCUAGCAGCGUCCAGGCGAUCCGGCGCAGGCGCCAAAGCAUUCACGACGCGCACCGAAGCGUGAGCGCUCUCGAAACAUCAAGACGACACAGCGCUGACCGUAAUAAUGAAUCGUCAAGCAGCGAUACCACCGGUGAGGUCAGCAAGUUGCGAAAACAGCUCUUACAAUGCAAGGAGGAGUUGGAAGAGUGGAGGGACAAGUACCGCGAAGUCGACGAAGAGUGUGAGAUCUGCGCGCAAUAUCUUCGCGAACGUGACGAACAGUGUCGCAACCUCCGGUCAGAUAAGCAGAACCUAGAGGCUUUGAUCGACGAGUUGAAACAACAAUUACAAGUAGUCAAACACGUGAAGAACGAAUCUGUCGAAGCAGGUGUCAACACAGAUGAAGAUUGGGCGAAUCUCCACUCAAUAGUCGUCGACCGGAUGUCGUAUGAUGCGGAAGUGGAUAAGAACAAGAAACUGACGAAAAUCGUAGAGGAACUCCGAUUCCAGAAACAGGAACUGAAGGUCACUAUGACCAAAAUGCAGAAGGUGUUGGAUUCGAAUUCGUUCAGGGAUAGGGAACUGGAAACCGUAAAAUCGGAACUGGCCAAUUGUAGGAAACAAGUCGCCGAGUUGAAAGAGAGAAAUCGCGAGCUCGACGAAGAGUGUGAAACGUGCGCGGAAUAUCUAAAGGAGCGAGAGGAGCAAUGUCGGAAGCUCAAGGAGGCGAAGAAAUCGUUGGAGAUAAAACUACUCGACUAUCAAGAUAGCAGCGUGUGUCUGUCUGUCCGUAAAAAGCGUCAAAGUCUGCACGACCAAAACAGAGUGCCGAGAACUGACGUUGUCCAUGUUGCUACAGAUACUGGCGACGAUCUAAGCAACACUGCUUUGGAGGAAGGUGAAUGCUGCAAGAGAACGGCAGAAAUACACGCAGAGGAGUUGAGACGUCUUAGACUGGCAGUGGAACGGUCGUCGCAGCAAAAGGCUGCUCUUGAGCAGCAACUUGUUGCGAUAUCGGCUGCUACCCCUCUCUACGUGUCAACGGGUAGUGCUAUUGUCCAGAAUCAACAAAUCACCGACGUCUUAAGAGAGAAUCAAAAGUUAAAGAGCAUUAAUUCGAAAUUAAUGAAAAUAUACAAAAAAAGCAAAUCUCUUAGCACCAAUAGGGAGAAUGAAGACCCCGCUGAUGAUACUAACACCUGA
Messenger RNA from Leptosia nina, 6459 nucleotides. The record is from the annotation of a GenBank genome assembly. Lineage: Eukaryota; Metazoa; Arthropoda; Insecta; Lepidoptera; Pieridae.